AUGGAUUUGCAUUGGAUCGAAUCGGACCCACUUCCAUAUCAACCAGAAAUAUCAAUUGUUGCCAUAUUUCUGACUCUUCUUUCGACAAAUGCCAUGAUAUUUGUUGCUUAUAGAGCAACACCGAAGAAAAUGAUUGCCUAUCGGAUUCACAUCGUCGAUAGCCUUAUCUCAAGCGGUUUAUUCGGGCUCACAUAUCUUUUACUCUUUAUGGGAUUCACUUUCCAGAGGGGUAAUGAGAAAUUCCUAUAUUUCGCCUCAAUUUCGUUGGUCUCUUUAUUCAACGGAACGAUUUCGAUGAAAACGAUUAUGGUAUUUUUUUAUUUGAGCGGUGUGAACUGUGCCCGAGCGAUCAUUCUCUGUUUCAAAUAUCGUUUCGAGAAAGUCAUCUACGGGAAAACGAAAGAAACGUAUUUCCGGUUGCAGAAAUAUUUCAUUCAUCCACUGCUUCUCAUUCCGUUUGUCAUUCUCGUCAUUAUCGUUGAUCGAUGCUGUCAACCGGCCAACUUUUUGGCGAUGAUGAAUCAUACCUCAUUUCUGUUCGCAACGACGAAAAUCAUCGUCAAACCGUACAUCUUCAACGUGAUCGAUGUCCUCGAUAUCAUUCUUUUAUUCAUCACUUUAUUCAUUUAUGGCUUUCUCCUUUUAUUCUUCAACAUUUACACAUAUAUUUUGCUUUAUUUAAGUAAAAAUCUGGCUUGUCAUCUAUCAAGGAAAACUCUGGCCGCACAAAAAGUCGCCUUCUUAAUGUUGCUUGUUCAGACUGGCCUCUCAUUGGCACCGGCAGUGUUAACAGUUGUUGUUUUGAUCAUCGGCUAUAUUGCAAACAUAUCAUCGAUUCUUACAGUGUUCAACCUUCUCUCAGCGAUUCUCAUCGGUUCCUUUGGGAUUCUGUAUCCACUUGUGAUCUUGUCAACAACGAAACCCUAUCAAAAUUACGCAAUGCAACGAUUAUUUCACAUUCAACCGGCAAAGGGGGAUGAUUCUACUCUCGCUGCCAAAAAUGGACCCACCUCAUUAACCGGUGCCGAAUCUACUGCUGUG
Molecule: messenger RNA, 1041 nt
Organism: Mesorhabditis belari
Lineage: Eukaryota; Metazoa; Nematoda; Chromadorea; Rhabditida; Rhabditidae
Source: the annotation of a GenBank genome assembly